Messenger RNA from Aquila chrysaetos chrysaetos, 2813 nucleotides. RefSeq names its product WASP family member 2 (gene WASF2). Gene Ontology annotation, molecular function: Arp2/3 complex binding; actin binding; protein kinase A regulatory subunit binding. Gene Ontology annotation, biological process: actin cytoskeleton organization; positive regulation of Arp2/3 complex-mediated actin nucleation. Bases 139 to 1896 code for a protein of 585 amino acids. Gene Ontology annotation, cellular component: cytoskeleton. The record is from RefSeq and is a predicted model, not a curated record. Lineage: Eukaryota; Metazoa; Chordata; Aves; Accipitriformes; Accipitridae. The transcript is spliced from 11 exons.
GGGGCGAGGCUCAGUCAGGGCAGGGAGGGGGAGCUGUGGAAUGGCGGACGGCCGGGCUGGCCCGCCCUGGUGGUAACGAGCCGAGGGGGCCGGAGGGGACAGCUGCGGAGGGGGAACAGUGCCUGAAGCAGGUCCACCAUGCCGUUAGUAACGAGGAACAUUGAGCCAAGGCACCUGUGCCGUCAGACGUUGCCUAGCGUUCGAAGCGAGCUGGAAUGCAUGACCAACAUCACCCUGGCAAAUGUCAUUCGACAGCUGGGCAGCCUGAGUAAAUUUGCAGAAGACAUAUUUGGAGAGUUGUUUACUCAAGCCAACACCUUUGCCUCUCGGGUGAGCAUUCUAGUCGAGAGAGUUGACCGCUUGCAAGUCAAAGUCACUCAGCUGGAUCCCAAAGAGGAAGAAGUGUCCCUGCAAGGCAUUAACACCAGGAAAGCCUUCAAAAGCUCCACUACUCAGGACCAGAAGCUCUUUGAUAGAGAUUCUCUCCCCGUGCCUGUCCUUGAAACCUAUAGGACCUGCAAUACUCCUCCACCUCUCAACAUUCUCUCACCUUACAGGGAUGAUGGCAAAGAGGCACUUAAAUUCUACACGGAUCCUUCAUAUUUCUUUGACCUUUGGAAAGAGAAAAUGCUUCAGGACACCAAGGAUAUUAUGAAAGAGAAGCGGAAACAUAGGAAAGAGAAAAAGGAGAAUCCAAACCGAGGAAAUGUGAAUCCACGGAAAAUCAAAACCCGGAAAGAAGAGUGGGAGAAGCUGAAAAUGGGACAAGAAUUUGUUGAGUCAAAGGACAAACAUGGUCCUGCUGGGUACCCCUCUAACAUGGUGUAUCAGAACGGCAGCAUCGGUUCAAAUGAAAGCAUGGACGUGAACUGCUACCCGCCACCGCCGCAGACUGACUCUAUUGUGCCACCACCUCCUUCAUUCCCAGAUGACAGCCUGCCUCCGCCCCCGGUGGAAUUUAGCUAUCCUGUAGACAACCAAAGAGGUUCUGGUUCUGGAGGGACCAAACGAUCCAGCCUGGUUAGCCCAAGUCACCCACCACCAGCUCCUCCGAUCGGAUCCCCCUCAGCAGCCAGGCCAGGCUUUGCUCCCCCUCCGGCGCCACCUCCACCACCACCGCUGCUGGGAAACACCUCCCCUCCACCACCUCCCGUGGGCUUCCCAUCCCCGGGAACUCCACCACCACCCUCGCCCCCUUCUUUCCCUCCUCACCCCGAGUUUGCUGCCCCGCCACCACCACCACCCCCUCCAGCAGUCGAAUAUGCCAGCGUGCUCCCACCUCCGCUGCCACAGCCAGGCAGUGGGAAUACGCCGCCUCCCCCUCCACCACCGCCUCCUCCUGGCCCACCGCCUCUGUCUUCCGGUGGCCUGGAUGGUCCCCCACCCCCUCCUCCACCUUCAGACACCUCCGCCUCCAAGCCCAAGUCAUCCUUGCCUGCGGUUAGUGAUGCCAGGAGUGAUCUGCUUUCAGCUAUUCGUCAAGGCUUCCAGCUCCGCAAGGUGGAGGAGCAGCGGGAACAGGAGAAGCGGGACGUUGUGGGCAAUGAUGUGGCAACGAUCCUGUCACGCCGCAUCGCUGUGGAGUACAGCGACUCUGAGGACGACUCUUCGGAGUUUGAUGAGGACGAAUGGUGCCUGGGCAGAGGGAUGAAGAAAGCCAGCGGGUCCCAAGCUGUCUUGCAAUUGCCAUCCGCGCAGAAGCCUCUUCCAGUACCGAAAUGCAGCCAUGCCAAGAACAGCACUUUCGGACAGGCUCUCCUCUCCGGGAAACGCUGGCCGAUGCCUCCCGAUGCCUCCCAGAGCCACGGCUCCGGUGGUGGCCGGGGACGAUGCUCCACAGCCCAAGCCGCACCGGGAAAUGCCUCCCGCUGCCCCACUGCCUUCGGCAUUUGGUAAAAUGCUUACGAGCGGGGCCGCGUUUUCUUCAUUUCCUGCCUGCUCCUGCUUCCAAGGAAACAAAAUCCCCCAAGCCAGGGCUGAGGUUUCUCAUUUAAAUGUAACCCAGGCCAAUAACCAGGGCUGCUCAGCCCUCCCUGUAGCCCGGUGUUCCCAGCCCGGCCGCCCACGGUGGUGCAGGGGGGAUGUCGGGGCUCACGCUCCCUGCUGGGAUGCACCCAUCAUGGGCACCCCAGUAAAUCACUGGGAGCAGAGACCCAUCCCUAGGAUGCGGUGUGGGCGAUGGGCAGCUCUUGGCUCUGCCCCAGGCAUGUCCGUUGGGGUUCGGGGUGCUGGUGGGAGGUUUUGGGGUAGCAGCAACCUCCCUCCCUCCUCCAAUCUGGCAAAGCCAUCGUGUUUUCGGUACCAGGGCUCGAGUGGAGGCUCCUUAGCGGGUGGCUCUUGCCUGGCAGGGACCGGCCGUGGCUUUGCCAUGGUUACUGCCAGCUCUCUUGCCCGGCAUCGCUGCUCCUGGCAAGGUGGCAAAGGGCAGGCGGUGGAGCUGUAGCCGAGCCCCGCUGCUGCCAAUGGGACAGGGGCUGCCCGCAGCAGAUAAGGGGAAAAAAAAAAACCUGCCCGGACGCCCAUGCCCUCAUUGCAGCAUAGGCAGGGUUUGGAGGCAAGAGGCUGCCUGUGGCUUACAGCAUCUGCUGGGAGCUGUGGUGCUGGGCAGGGGGUGCCUGGGGAGGGCUGGGCCUGCCAGAUGUGCAUGCACAGCUGGGGUGAUGGCACGCCAGUGCCUUUAUCCUGCUCGCAGCCUCUUAGCUCCUAUUUUAACCCCAAAGAUGGGCCAUCGGUCCCUCCCGAGCCUCUCCUUCACAUCGGCGGCGUGGGGGUGGCUGCUCAGCGCUCGGGCGCCUUCUCGGAUGGAUUUGACU